Molecule: messenger RNA, 1002 nt
Organism: Bicyclus anynana (squinting bush brown)
Lineage: Eukaryota; Metazoa; Arthropoda; Insecta; Lepidoptera; Nymphalidae
Gene: CNBP
Product: CCHC-type zinc finger nucleic acid binding protein
Exons: 3
Coding region: 164-601 (145 amino acids)
Biological process (GO): positive regulation of cytoplasmic translation
Cellular component (GO): cytoplasm
Molecular function (GO): mRNA binding; single-stranded RNA binding; zinc ion binding
Source: RefSeq, a predicted model, not a curated record
CUCAAAAAUGUCUUUUACGCAUUCGUAGUGAUGGUGGCUGGCUUCCUUGCAAACAUAGCGUCAUAAAUUACGUAUAAUUUGUAAAAAAUCUUGGUUAUUCGGUCGCAUAACGAUCGUAAAUAUAGUGUAAUAAGUGCAUAAGAAGUUUUCAUAGCAAAUAGAAAUGAGUUCAAGCGUGUGCUACAAGUGCAACAGGACCGGGCAUUUCGCGCGCGAGUGCACGCAGGGCGGCGUGGGCGCGCGCGACUCGGGCUUCAACCGUCAGCGCGAAAAGUGUUUCAAGUGCAAUCGCACUGGACACUUCGCGAGAGAUUGCAAGGAGGAAGCCGACCGUUGCUACAGAUGUAACGGCACGGGGCACAUAGCGCGCGAGUGCGCGCAGAGCCCCGACGAGCCGUCGUGCUACAACUGCAACAAGACGGGGCACAUCGCGCGGAACUGCCCCGAGGGCGGGCGCGAGUCCUCGUCGGGCCAGACCUGCUACAACUGCAACAAGGCCGGCCACAUCUCCCGCAACUGCCCCGACGGCACCAAGACGUGCUACGUGUGCGGCAAGCCCGGCCACAUCUCGCGCGACUGCGACGAGUCGGAGCGGAACUAACACGCCGCCGCCGCACACCAUAUAAACAAUAAACUAUGUAUAUUAUGAUGCCACGCACGGACUGUAAGCAAAGGACGCGAUACGCGACACUAGAUCGGACGACAGCAGACGUACGAAAUGAAAUUAAAGCAAUGGAAUUAUUGGACAGAGUAGACGCAGGACGGCGUUGUCGCGAGACUGAGCAGCAUGGAUCGUUGACUUGUACAUAGACUCCGCCGGCGCGGGCUCUCGCCGUAGGUUAAUGUUUGUUCUUGCACGUGAACGAGUUGUGUUUUAAAUCAUUUAAUAUUCGUGAUUGAACUAUUGAUGAGGUAGCGUUACAGUUUUUAGCAAUACAGAGUAUAUAUUUAAUAUAUUUUGUACAGAUUUAUUUGUCAAAAGAUAAAUUGGAUGCUGGCGUA